Messenger RNA from Manis javanica (Malayan pangolin), 6067 nucleotides. It is a transcript of the gene ANKRD34C, whose product is annotated as ankyrin repeat domain 34C. NCBI's taxonomy places the organism in Eukaryota, Metazoa, Chordata, Mammalia, Pholidota, Manidae. Gene Ontology annotation, molecular function: protein binding. The record is from RefSeq and is a predicted model, not a curated record.
UCCUGGGACUAGGCGGGCGGCGGGCUAAGAGGCGCUGGAGUGGAAACCGCGCGCUCGGCGCCGGAACCCGGCCUCCGCACACCUGCCCCCUCUUCUCUACUCGCCCUCCCGCACGGUGGACACUCAUCCCGAGAUGCGAGGGCGUUCGGGGGAGGAAGCCCAAGCCCGGGGAGGGCGGAGCCGCGGGGACUGCAGAGGAGACGCGAGUUCAGGUCCCGCUCGGGUCGGACGCCGAGGGCGUCCCCUCGCUUCUCCACCCGCGCCCACCGCCGGGCGGUUCAGCCAGUCCGCUCCCCGGAGGGCCGCGCACGGGGGCGCAGGGCGGCAGCAGGGCGGCGCCCCCGCCCCGCGGCCCUCCGCCUGCUCCGCGCGCCCCCGCACGGCCCCCGCGUCGGGCCGGGGGGACGCACCCGGCGCCCGCGGGCAACGCCUGGUCGGAGCCGAGCCGAGGGAGCGGCGGGGGCGGGGGCUGCGCAGACCUGCAGGCCGGAGCGGGGGACUAUUCUUACCCUUCUCUCGUGGUUUUUUUUUUUCUCUCUUAAAAAUAACUCCCUUGCUCACACUGCACGUUGGGGGAGCAAGGAGUGACCCCAAGGUACUGACGCAGGGGUUUUAUUUAUGAACCUUGACGAAGUUCAGGUCAAAUUACUCAACAGGCGCGAGCCCGGCCCCCCCCGGCGCUGGUCCCGCCCGGCAGUGCCCGCGGCCGCGGGAGGGGGUGCCGGCGCCCCCUGCCUUCGCUUUCGGAGCAAUGACACCGCGCGUGGCCUGGACCCGGGGCCCCUCGCUCGGUGAGCGUCCGCGCCAGGCCUGAUCACCACCACGGCCCAGGGACUCUAGGCUGCGGCCAGGAUGAUGGACGACGACCCCAAGCUGAGGACCGAAGGGAACUCGCUCUUGAAGGCCGUGUGGCUGGGGAGGCUCAGGCUCACCCGGCUGCUCCUGGAAGGGGGGGCUUAUGUCAACGAGAGCAACGAUAAGGGGGAGACGGCUCUCAUGGUGGCGUGCAUCACCAGACACGUGGACCAGCAAAGCGCCAGCAAGUCCGCGAUGGUCAAGUACCUGCUGGACAACAGGGCGGACCCCAACAUUCAGGACAAGUCGGGCAAGACGGCCCUCAUCCAUGCAUGCAUGAGGAGAGCAGGAGGAGACGUGGUGUCCUUGCUGCUGGAGAACGGGGCGGACCCCAGCCUCGAGGACCGCACUGGGGCAUCCGCUCUGGUCCAUGCCAUCAACGCAGAUGAUAAGGAUGCACUGAGACACCUCCUGGAUGCCUGCAGAGCCCAGGGCAAGGAGGUGAUCAUUAUAACGAUGGAUAAAUCCUCUUCGGGCACCAAAACCACCAAACAGUAUCUCAAUGCCCCUCCUUCACCCAAAGUGGAAGGAAGGCAGUCGCCCCCACUAUGCACAUCUCCCUCAGAUAUAGAACUGAAGGCUCCCGGCCUGGGCUGCCCACCCAGAGAGAAGGAGGGUGACUUCUUCAGCCUCCAAGCAGGGCAUCCGGGUGGUGGAAACACCUCCAAGGCCCUUAAUGAGCCAGGGACACCCACCAGGAAAGGCGGGAACCUCAAAAGGGCCCAUCUGCCCCGACUGAAGAGGCUCCAGUCUGAACCCUGGGGCCUGAUUGCGCCCUCGGUGCUGGCAGCCUCUGUGCGCCAGGACGAGACCCAGGGUGGCGGCACAGACAGCGUCAUCAAGAGCAUCAGUGACGUGUGCUUCCCCAAAAGGGGCCCCCUCUCCAGAACCAGCAGUACUGAUGGCCAAGACCCCACCCUCUUCCCCACCGUCUCAGGGCAGGUUCUGAAGAUGCCAGCCUCUGCAGCACCAGGAUCCUGGAAGGCAGCCUAUGAGAAAGGCCCGGCUUCCCACCAGGGUCUGGCCAGAAGGGGAGACCAAGAGAAGGGUGGCAUCGGUCCGUCAGGCCCCUCUGCUCUCUCUGCUCCGGCGUCUCUCAAGCAGCUGGAAAGUGACCUCUACGAUUUAGACUUACAGCCAGGGGCUGACCAGCUCAACUCCACUUCCCUUGAAUCAGGCAGAGGACUCUCUGAUAGAAAGAGGCUCAACGGCUCCCACGUGUCUCUCUCCCACAGCUCCCGGGAGGCCCUGGACGCCGUGCCCAGCUCGUCUCCCAGCUUCACGCGCCGCCGGCCCCUGCAUCUUCUAGAAAGAAGAGCUUCUGGGACUCUGCUGCUGGACCGGCUUCCCCACACCCGGCCUGGCUUCCUUCCACCUUUAAGUGUGAACGUGAGCCCGCCUCUCCUGGAUAUUAGAUCUGGCAGCAAAUCGUCUCCUCUGGCCAGUGGCUUAAAAUCCAUGGUUCCUGCGGCUCCAAGUUCACCAAAGAGAGUGGGCCUGAGAGGUAAGACACUCCUCAGAAGGCACUCCAUGCAAGUCGAACAGAUGAAGCAGCUGUCCGGCUUUGAAGAAAUCAUGACCUAGAGGCUUUUAGACCCAUUUGUGUAUUUAUUUUUUAGACCUGCGUAGUGUAUGACAGGUACCAGAUGUAGACAGCACAGCCCUGCAGGCUCCCCGCAUCCCGAUGGCCCCGUCGUGAUGGUGUGUGGCUGCGUCAGAGGGUGAGGCACCAGGGUGCUGCUUCCCUUCUGAAAUAAUUUCUGGGCUUUUAUUGGCCAGAGCUUUGGAUAAUUGGAUUCUGGGGGUGAAAUUACCAAAAAAAAAUCUCUAAAGGAAGAAACACAGUCAGUGCAAUGAUCCAAGUGUUUUCCUAUGAGACAAACAAGAAUUUAAAUCACAAGAUGGCAUUGAAGUGUGCGAUCUGUAAUCAAUCUAUGAAGUGCCUACAAAGAAUACUAGGCUCUAACAUCUGUUAGAAUGUGCAGAAGUUCAACCCAAGCCCUAAAUCAUGUCCGGGUAUCUGAGCUGCAGCUGAAGGAACAAGAGCAGAACUGCCCCAUCAGACGGGGUCUGGCACGGGGUCCCUGCCUCUCACCGUGCGGUGGGACUCUGCCCAGCACGGCACGCUCGAGAUCUUCCCAAACUCCAGACACAUGCUGGGUCACAUACUAAUUUGGAUGUGCUACGAGUCCCCAAAUACCACGUCUCAUGUCCCCUAAAUUCUGAUAUGUCACAGUAAUUGGUGCCUUAGAGAUGAAUCUUGCCCCCAAGUAAAACUUGCCUCUGAUUCCUGCUCUGACCCAGACUCUCUGUUGAAAUCUUGGAAACAGUGGUCAGGGUUUGCUAAACUCCCUCAUUUGGAGUGAAUGUGACAGUGUACAGAAUACAUCUGUAAGAAGUGUUUCCUGAUUAUUCUUAAGACAACUUGAUGAGACGUCCCAAAACCGGAAUGAAGAUGAGGAUGGGAUUCGCACAGGGUAAAAGGCGAAGCAGACGGUUCCUAUUUAAUUUUGUGGUCUGAAAACUUUAAGAGAAGCAAACCGUCCUUCCCCUCCACUUACCUAGGUAAUUCAAGACAAAUUCAAGACAAAGCCUGAGGUAUCUACGAGAUGGGAGAUUUAUAGAAAACACUUGUAAAACCCAAGAAGGGAAGCAGACACUUGGUAUAAUGCAGCACAUUUUAGAUGAAGAUAUUCCUGGUUAUUUUUCCAUUUAUUUUUCCUUCAUGCUGCUUACAUAAAUUUGCUCUAUAACUAAAAAAAUUGGUAGUCCUUGGGGACAGCAUCAUAUAGAGGAAAGAGGAAAGACUCUGAGAUUUGGGUCUGCACCUCAGCUUCACCAUUACCAGCUCUGCGACCUUGAGGAAAUGGCUUAAGGGCUGCGAGUCCCCCACCGCUCUGUGAGUGGGGUUAAUAAUGCCCCACGCUGCCAGGGUGUGGAGGGAAUUGAAUGAGACACUGCACCAAAGUGUCUCCUGAGGUUCCCUGCCCAGGUGGAAGGAACUGGAGAAGAGGUAGCUAAUUUUAAUUUACUUCUUCAGACCUCUGAAGCCUCAACAUCCCAAAUAAUACAUAAUAUCCCCCACAAAAGGAAAGUGCAUCUGAAAAAUUCACAUAUCCUUGAGAUCCUCAGUGAUUCCAUAAAUACUGAGCUCUAAGCUCAUUUUUCAAGUAAAAUAAAUUCUGCCACACGAGCUUCUACAUAUUAGAGCAUUUCUAUAAUGACACUUGCUGGAAAUUUAUGUGAACGUCCCACACAAAAAUGCUACUAAUGGUUAUUAAUAAACCAAGUAUUGUUUUUUCUUAACUUCUUUAGGGCUGGCAUGUACUUGGCCUCAGCGCUAGUGACCUGUGGGGCCGUCCUGGGUCCUGCAGGGUGUUUAGUGGCAGCCCUGGCCUCUCUCCUCCCAUUAGACACCAGUAGCUCUUCCCAACCCCCAUUCUGUUGUGACAACCAAAGUGUCUCAGACAGGGCCAGACAUGGCCUGGGGGAACACACUCUCAGCUCAAGGAGAGUGUACCUGGUAGAGAUGUGUCAUAGGUAACAAGGCUGCACGGGGUAUGGGGCUGCCUGGGGUAUGGCCUACCAACUUGAAAACCAUUUAAAUUGUGCUUUAGUAAACGACCAAUUGAUACUAACAUGGGCAUAGGGUUGGAAAACACACAGACAUGAGUACUAAUGCCCUCUUGUGCUUGGACGAAGGGAGAAAAAUGAGAAGAAAAGCUCAAAAGCUAGUGAGAAUCAGCUCAUUAAACACAGGAGUUUGUGCACGUAUGCACGCACUCACACACACACCACACCACACACACACACACACUGUGCAUUAAGUACUUCCCAACUGUCAUUGUGCCAGUUAAAACUAACCUCUGCUAGUAGUAUCUAACUGUGGGGACAGCAUGGCACUGCAUAGGAGCAUUUUUCUAGCCUCUAGCUAAGAUUUGAAAGCCUAGUAGUGAAUGUGGUACAUUCACAGCAGUUAGCUUGGGUGAAACACUGCACAGGAUGAAGUGUCCAUCUGGGGUAGCCUAAUGGUGGCCUGACAAUUGCAUACCGGCGGGAAUUCCGGUGCCGCUCCCUGCCUGCAUCAGUGAGUCGUGACCGCCCCACAGCUCUCCCCUAGACAGUCAUCAGAUGGUCCCUUGUCUCGUCACUCUUUGACGAUGUGUUAGCUGAAUUAGACUGUUCCAAACUAGGAUAACCACCACGUACUUUAUCAUGGUUAGUGCAUAUAUAGGCAAUUUUGUUCACGUCAACAAACUUUACACAAAUGCUUUUGAACAGUGGAUUUUAGAUUCAAACAUGCUUUCUAGAUCAGAGAUUAGCUUUUCUUUCUUGGAAUCCUAGUGUCACUAUGGACGUUAGCUGCAAGCUGUAGCUUCAAUAACCCGUCCACUUAAGACUCUCGGGAACGUUUAUCAAAAUACAUUCUCCCGGCCACGGAACUCACCUUCUAGCUGCCCGACAGUGCCGAUGUGAGUCUGGAGUCUAACGUCUGGAACUUUGGUUUAAUUUCUAGAUACUCCAAUGCUUCUGUGGUUUGUUUAAGCCCACUGUCAGUUCUCCUAGAAUCUCAUCAAGUGGAACCUGUGAAAUGCAGGCUGUGUCUGACCUCCCCCCUCCCCGUGUGCCAGUGCUUCAGAUGUAUGGUACGAUGCUUGAACUGGUUCUCUAGUGUUAAAUUAUAGUCUCAGCCUGACGAUGUGCUCAGAGAUGUAUCAAAAUCCACGUAAUGCAACUCUUUAGAUUAUGUCUAACGUGUCAAUAAAAGAUAUAUUGCAAUCCUUCAGUAAUAUUUUCCAUUUUUCUCAGUGAAAGCUUAAUUAUAAAUGUUACCUUUCCACAAGAUGGGACACGCUGCCUAGUAACAUCAACUUUGGAAAACACCCAAUAUUUUGUGAACACGUAAUUUUUAAAAUUAAUUUUUAGUUCCAUGACUAUUCUCCUGGUUUAAAAAAAAAAAAGGCAAAAACGAGAAGGUGCAAGCAAGGGGACAUGCUAGCCGCAGAACCGUUCGGGCGUCCGCCGCCCGCGCCCGUGGGGACCGGGGUACCGCGCUUGGGCCCGCAGGGCAGGGCGCCCGCCUGGGAGCGCAGGUCAGCGGCCCCGCCGUCACUGCGGGUCGGGCGCGGCAGUCCUACGGUAGCAGAAUCUGCUCGGGGCCGACGCCCUGCGCUCCGUGCCGAGCGCCCAAGGCGGACUAUGUGGACCAGGC